Molecule: messenger RNA, 1692 nt
Organism: Spea bombifrons (plains spadefoot toad)
Lineage: Eukaryota; Metazoa; Chordata; Amphibia; Anura; Pelobatidae
Gene: UBC
Product: ubiquitin C
Exons: 1
Coding region: 4-1605 (533 amino acids)
Biological process (GO): protein ubiquitination; modification-dependent protein catabolic process
Cellular component (GO): nucleus; cytoplasm
Molecular function (GO): protein tag activity; ubiquitin protein ligase binding
Source: RefSeq, a predicted model, not a curated record
ACCAUGCAGAUCUUUGUGAAAACCCUAACUGGGAAGACCAUCACAUUGGAGGUGGAGCCAAGUGACACCAUUGAGAACGUGAAGGCUAAAAUCCAAGACAAAGAAGGCAUCCCACCCGAUCAGCAGAGAUUGAUCUUUGCUGGCAAGCAGUUGGAAGAUGGCCGCACGCUCUCUGAUUAUAAUAUCCAGAAAGAAUCCACCCUGCACUUGGUUCUCCGUCUGAGAGGUGGUAUGCAGAUCUUUGUGAAAACCCUAACUGGGAAGACCAUCACACUGGAGGUUGAACCCAGUGACACCAUUGAGAACGUGAAGGCUAAAAUCCAAGACAAAGAAGGCAUCCCACCCGAUCAGCAGAGAUUGAUCUUUGCUGGCAAGCAGUUGGAAGAUGGCCGCACGCUGUCUGAUUAUAAUAUCCAGAAAGAAUCCACCCUGCACUUGGUUCUCCGUCUGAGAGGUGGUAUGCAGAUCUUUGUGAAAACCCUAACUGGGAAGACCAUCACUUUGGAGGUUGAACCCAGUGACACCAUUGAGAACGUGAAGGCUAAAAUCCAAGACAAAGAAGGCAUCCCACCCGAUCAGCAGAGAUUGAUCUUUGCUGGCAAGCAGUUGGAAGAUGGCCGCACGCUGUCUGAUUAUAAUAUCCAGAAAGAAUCCACCCUGCACUUGGUUCUCCGUCUGAGAGGUGGUAUGCAGAUCUUUGUGAAAACCCUAACUGGGAAGACCAUCACACUGGAGGUUGAACCCAGUGACACCAUUGAGAACGUGAAGGCUAAAAUCCAAGACAAAGAAGGCAUCCCACCUGAUCAGCAGAGAUUGAUCUUUGCUGGCAAGCAGUUGGAAGAUGGCCGCACGCUCUCUGAUUAUAAUAUCCAGAAAGAAUCCACCCUGCACUUGGUUCUCCGUCUGAGAGGUGGUAUGCAGAUCUUUGUGAAAACCCUAACUGGGAAGACCAUCACUUUGGAGGUUGAACCCAGUGACACCAUUGAGAACGUGAAGGCUAAAAUCCAAGACAAAGAAGGCAUCCCACCCGAUCAGCAGAGAUUGAUCUUUGCUGGCAAGCAGUUGGAAGAUGGCCGCACGCUCUCUGAUUAUAAUAUCCAGAAAGAAUCCACCCUGCACUUGGUUCUCCGUCUGAGAGGUGGUAUGCAGAUCUUUGUGAAAACCCUAACUGGGAAGACCAUCACUUUGGAGGUUGAACCCAGUGACACCAUUGAGAACGUGAAGGCUAAAAUCCAAGACAAAGAAGGCAUCCCACCUGAUCAGCAGAGAUUGAUCUUCGCUGGCAAGCAGUUGGAAGAUGGCCGCACACUCUCUGAUUAUAAUAUCCAGAAAGAAUCCACCCUGCACUUGGUUCUCCGUCUGAGAGGUGGUAUGCAGAUCUUUGUGAAAACCCUAACUGGGAAGACCAUCACACUGGAGGUUGAACCCAGUGACACCAUUGAGAACGUGAAGGCUAAAAUCCAAGACAAAGAAGGCAUCCCACCUGAUCAGCAGAGAUUGAUUUUUGCUGGAAAACAACUUGAAGAUGGCCGCACACUCUCUGAUUACAACAUUCAGAAAGAAUCUACACUGCAUCUUGUAUUGCGUUUGAGGGGUGGCAUAUAAGGCAGUCAUUCAUGCAAACGUUCUGCAAGCAUUUGAGUUAAUGCUUUUUGUUGCACUUUGUUUCAAUAAAGCUAUUGCAUUCCAAAA